CCCUGCGGCCGCCCGGAGCAGCUCCCGCGGCGGAGCCGGAGCCGGAUGGUCAGAGGAGCCCGACAGCAUCAGCAGCCGCGGAGUCGCCUAGUCCCCAGACUGAGUGGCACAGUGGAUAAACCACCUCGAAAACGGAAAAGCAGGACUGAAUUUGCUCUUCAAGAAAUCAUGUCCUCUGGAGGUGCUGAAGAUGACAUUCCUCAAGGAGAGAGGAAAACAGUUACAGACUUUUGCUAUCUCCUGGAUAAAUCUAAACAACUGUUCAAUGGGUUAAGAGAUUUGCCACAAUAUGGACAGAAGCAGUGGCAGUCCUAUUUUGGAAGAACUUUUGAUGUUUACACCAAGCUUUGGAAGUUCCAGCAGCAGCAUCGACAAGUUCUGGAUAACCGGUAUGGCUUGAAGCGAUGGCAAAUAGGAGAAAUUGCUUCCAAGAUUGGGCAGCUCUACUACCAUUAUUACCUACGCACUUCUGAGACCAGCUAUCUGAAUGAGGCCUUCUCCUUCUAUUCUGCAAUCCGGCAGAGAUCAUAUUAUUCUCAAGUCAAUAAAGAGGACAGGCCUGAGUUGGUAGUUAAGAAGUUACGAUACUAUGCAAGAUUCAUAGUAGUUUGUCUUCUCCUAAACAAAAUGGAUGUUGUGAAGGAUCUGGUAAAGGAAUUGUCAGAUGAAAUUGAAGAUUAUACUCACCGUUUUAAUACUGAAGAUCAAGUGGAAUGGAACUUGGUCCUUCAAGAAGUGGCAGCUUUCAUUGAGGCAGAUCCCGUCAUGAUAUUUAAUGACGAUAAUACCAUUGUUAUUACAUCUAACCGCCUUGCUGAAACAGGAGCCCCCUUGUUGGAACAGGGCAUGAUUGUGGGACAGCUGUCACUGGCUGAUGCACUCAUUAUUGGUAAUUGUAAUAAUCAGGUUAAGUUCAGUGAACUAACUGUUGACAUGUUCCGGAUGUUACAAGCUCUGGAAAGGGAACCAAUGAAUUUAGCUUCCCAGAUGAAUAAACCAGGAAUGCAGGACUCAGCUGAUAAGCCUACCAAACGAGAAAAUCCCCACAAGUACUUGCUCUAUAAACCAACUUUCAGCCAACUGUACACAUUCUUAGCAGCAUCUUUUAAGGAGCUGCCUGCCAAUAGUGUACUUCUGAUUUACCUGUCAGCCACUGGCGUUUUCCCCACAGGUCGUUGUGAUAGUGAAGGUCCUUAUGAUUUUGGAGGUGUACUUACUAAUAGUAACCGGGAUAUUAUAAAUGGCGAUGCCAUCCACAAGCGAAAUCAGUCCCACAAGGAAAUGCACUGCCUACAUCCUGGAGAUCUCUAUCCUUUUACAAGAAAGCCCCUGUUUAUCAUCGUGGAUUCAUCCAACAGUGUUGCCUACAAGAACUUCACAAAUUUAUUUGGACAGCCACUAGUCUGCUUGCUUUCUCCUACAACAUAUCCAAAAGCUUUACAAGAUCAAUCUCAACGAGGUAGCCUCUUCACUCUCUUUUUGAACAAUCCUCUAAUGGCCUUCCUGUUUGUCUCUGGAUUAUCAAACAUGCCUAGAGGCCUGUGGGAAAAGUGUCAAGAGUACCUUCGAAAAAUCAACCGAGAUAUUGCCCAGCUACUGACUCAUUCACGUUCAAUAGAUCAGGCAUUUCUUCAGUUUUUUGGAGAUGAAUUUCUUCGCUUGCUCCUCACAAGGUUUAUCUUUUGUUCUGCCACCAUGAGGAUGCACAAGAUUUUUCGGGAAACACGAAAUUAUCCAGAAACAUAUCCACAACUGCCAAGGGAUGAAACAGUGGAAAACCCUCAUCUCCAGAAGCACAUUUUGGAAUUAGCAUCUAUUCUUGAUGUUCGCAGUGUGUUCCUUGAGAAUACCAUAGAUGACUAUUGAAACACAAUAGCCAGCUGUUGU
Elephantulus edwardii (Cape elephant shrew) is the source of this 1887-nucleotide messenger RNA. It is a transcript of the gene SCAI, whose product is annotated as suppressor of cancer cell invasion. The record is from RefSeq and is a predicted model, not a curated record. The coding region runs from base 46 to 1866 and encodes 606 amino acids. Gene Ontology annotation, cellular component: nucleus. The transcript is spliced from 18 exons. Gene Ontology annotation, molecular function: transcription corepressor activity. Lineage: Eukaryota; Metazoa; Chordata; Mammalia; Macroscelidea; Macroscelididae. Gene Ontology annotation, biological process: DNA-templated transcription.